This is a messenger RNA of Suillus paluster, 1915 nucleotides long. RefSeq lists its product as uncharacterized. The transcript is spliced from 7 exons. NCBI's taxonomy places the organism in Eukaryota, Fungi, Basidiomycota, Agaricomycetes, Boletales, Suillaceae. The record is from RefSeq and is a predicted model, not a curated record. Bases 153 to 1742 code for a protein of 529 amino acids.
GAAAUAAGUAGCAUGCAAGAGCUAGUCUCCAGUAGCUAGUCAGACCCUAAUAGAAUGAAGAUAGUCGUUCCUUAUAAGCAAGAGCCCAUUUUCAAUUUGGUCGGGCGCAAUCGUCGCACGAAUAUUAGCAGCCUGAGUUGAUCCAAACGACCAUGUCAGCUUCCCGCUCACUACCUACACCCAGCCUACCACCUACAGCACGUUACCGUUCCCGUCCGACGCAUGGCCUUGCUACAUCGCGGACACCAGCGCCUCGACGCACCUCUGUUUCGGGGCUCGCUGCUACCGGACAGAAAGCUCAACGUACCUCCAAGACCACACAGAAGCUUGUCCUUCUACCCUCCGCACCACAAACAAAGCCUUUGCGAAUAGGUGUCUCCGAUGAUAUCCUCGGCUACGAGACCGAUGCUGGUGUUGUUCGCGAAUACAAGUCAGCUGGCGAGCGCAUGAGCAAGGAGCAGAGGAAGCGAGCAGGAUAUAAGAGAAUCACAGCGUAUUGUAUUGCAGAAGAACUAAGGAUGAAAUUGCUUGCGAGCCUUUUGAAGAGAGAGCACAAUGUCAUGCCCAGGGUAUUUGACGAGGCGAUGUAUGUUAUGUACCACCUUCCGCUCCUUCCUGGGUACGGGCCUAAUACCAGCGUCCGUUCCUCCGCUGCGCCUGUCACGGAGGCCAAGUCUCUCCAGAAGCGUCUCGCUGAAGCUGAAGAAAAUGGUUAUCAGGGGUCAUACUUUAUCCCUCAGGAAGACGUACCACGGACUUCGGAUGGUUACAUGACGUCUGGAUCCCAUGCAGAAUCUCACCGGCCCCCGCCGCGUCCUGAACUGGAAUCUGAAGCUGAAGCGGAGUACGUAGACGAGGGCGAGGGUGGACAUUAUGGUGCGAGCGAGAGGAGUCAGGAAACGAGGGAGAGGGAAGAGCACGAGAGACAUGAGCAGGUCGAGGUUAAAGAAGAAGACCGUAUCGCGGAAGUUGUCUUCUUUGCAUAUGGUGUCGCUGUCUUCUUUGGACUCGACGAGGGGCAAGAACGUGCCAUCGUUGAGGACAUCAGGAACGCAGGUAUUUUGAAACGACCGAUGCGAGAAGACGACUGGGAGAUCGAGGAAUGUCAUUUUGCGCAUGAUCCAACAAUUUCAUACCCACGCAUAUAUCAUGAUUUCUUUACGUUCAAGUCUCACUCCCAUCUGCUCAAAUUGUCUGUUGCGCAUGCCCUCGCACAGUCCACGCUCCUCGCACACUAUGAGUCUGUCGCCACUUCUGUGCUUUCCUCCCCCAGCACCGUCUCAAUACCACGUCAGCUCGCAUCCUCCGGCGCCCUCAACCUCAAACGCCGUGAUGCGAUGAGGCUCACGGGCAAGCUGUUCAAGCUCAGACGGGAUGUCAAUCUCGUAAGCAAUGUCUUGGACGUACCAGAGUUAUUCUGGAGCGAGGCGAGUUUGGGAGGGUUGUAUGAAGCCGUACGAGAAUACAUGGAGAUCGGAGAACGCGUACAAGUGCUGAACGAGAAACUUGGAAUGGCGAGCGAAUUUCUUGAUGCCAUACACGAUCACUUGAACAACAAUGCGAUGGAGCGGAUAACGUGGAUUGUUAUUUGGCUGAUUGUGGUCGCGAUCCUAGUGGAGUUGGGCGAGGUGAUCGCGCGACUAGUCGUGCAUGCAACAAUGGGUGGAGAGAAGGCAGAACGAAUAGUAUUGCGGGGAGGAGGCGCGCUCAGAGCCCUCUUCAAGAUUGCAUCACACCGGUAGGUCAAGAGGUGGCGAUGGGUUGCGUUGGUUCCCGUAGGAUUCAAUCAGUGGCGGAUAGACUUGGAUCGUUCAUUGGGAUGGUAUGUAGUCACGAUAAUGUAAUUAUGAUUUAUGGGAAUAUCCCACUGGUCUUCAGUGAUAUCUUCGACCUAACAUAUUACAGCUCUUAGCUC